UCUGGGGAUGCAACCGACACGACGCGCAGGGGCUCUGGGGAUGCAACCGACACGACGAGAAGAGGCUCUGGGGAUGCAACCGACACGACGAGAAGAGGCUCUGGGGAUGCAACCGACACGACCCGCAGGGGCUCUGGGGAUGCAACCGACACGACGAGAAGGGGCUCUGGGGAUGCAACCGACACGACCCGCAGGGGCUCUGGGGAUGCAACCGACACGACGAGAAGAGGCUCUGGGGAUGCAACCGACAUGACCCGCAGGGGCUCUGGGGAUGCAACCUACACGACCCGCAGGGGCUCUGGGGAUGCAACCGACACGACCCGCAGGGGCUCUGGGGAUGCAACCGACACGACCCGCAGAGGCUCUGGGGAUGCAACCGACACGACCCGCAGGGGCUCUGGGGAUGCAACCGACACGACCCGCAGGGGCUCUGGGGAUCCAACCGACACGACGAGAAGAGGCUCUGGGGAUGCAACCGACACGACGAGAAGAGGCUCUGGGGAUGCAACCGACACGACGAGAAGAGGCUCUGGGGAUGCAACCGACACGACCCGCAGGGGCUCUGGUGAUGCAACCGACACGACCCGCAGAGGCUCUGGGGAUGCAACCGACACGACGAGAAGAGGCUCUGGGGAUGCAACUGACACAACCCGCAGAGGCUCUGGGGAUGCAAACGACACGACCCGCAGGGGCUCUGGGGAUGCAACCGACACGACCCGCAGAGGCUCUGGGGAUGCAACCGACACGACGAGAAGAGGCUCUGGGGAUGCAACCGACACGACGAGAAGGGGCUCUGGGGAUGCAACCGGGACGACACGAAGGGGCUCUGGGGAUGGAACCGGGACGACACGCAGGGGCUCUGAGGAUGCAACCGGGACGACGAGAAGGGGCUCUGGGGAUGCAACCAGGAUGACACGCACUCCUGGGAAUGCAACCAGGACAACACGAAGAGGCUCUGGGGAUGCAACCAGGACGACGAGAAGAGGCUCUGGGGAUGCAACCAGGACGACGAGAAGGGGCUCUGGGGAUGCAACCAGGAUGACACGCACUCCUGGGAAUGCAACCAGGACAACACGAAGAGGCUCUGGGGAUGCAACCAGGACGACGAGAAGAGGCUCUGGGGAUGCAACCAGGACGACGAGAAGAGGCUCUGGGGAUGCAACCAGGACGACACGCACUCCUGGGAAUGCAACCAGGACAACACGAAGAGGCUCUGGGGAUGCAACCAGGACGACGAGAAGGGGCUCUGGGGAUGCAACCAGGACGACACACACUCCUGGGAAUGCAACCAGGACAACACGAAGACGCUCUGGGGAUGCAACCAGGACAACACUAAGACACUCUGGGGAUGCAACCAGGACAACACUAAGACGCUCUGGGGAUGCAACCAGGACAACGAGAAGAGGCUCUGGGGAUGCAACCAGGACGACGAGAAGAGGCUCUGGGGAUGCAACCGACACGACCCGCAGGGGCUCUUGGGAUGCAACCGACACGACCCGCAGAGGCUCUGGGGAUGCAACCGACACGACGAGAAGAGGCUCUGGGGAUGCAACUGACACAACCCGCAGAGGCUCUGGGGAUGCAACCGACACGACCCGCAGGGGCUCUGGGGAUGCAACCGACACGACCCGCAGAGGCUCUGGGGAUGCAACCGACACGACGAGAAGAGGCUCUGGGGAUGCAACCGACACGACGAGAAGAGGCUCUGGGGAUGCAACCGACACGACGAGAAGGGGCUCUGGGGAUGCAACCGGGACGACACGAAGGGGCUCUGGGGAUGCAACCGGGACGACACGCAGGGGCUCUGGGGAUGCAACCGGGACGACGAGAAGGGGCUCUGGGGAUGCAACCAGGACGACACGCACUCCUGGGAAUGCAACCAGGACAACACGAAGAGGCUCUGGGGAUGCAACCAGGACGACGAGAAGAGGCUCUGGGGAUGCAACCAGGACGACGAGAAGAGGCUCUGGGGAUGCAACCAGGACGACGAGAAGAGGCUCUGGGGAUGCAACCAGGACGACGAGAAGGGGCUCUGGGGAUGCAACCAGGACGACGAGAAGAGGCUCUGGGGAUGCAACCAGGACGACGAGAAGAGGCUCUGGGGAUGCAACCAGGACGACACGCACUCCUGGGAAUGCAACCAGGACAACACGAAGAGGCUCUGGGGAUGCAACCAGGACGACGAGAAGAGGCUCUGGGGAUGCAAUCAGGACGACGAGAAGAGGCUCUGGGGAUGCAACCAGGACGACGAGAAGAGGCUCUGGGGAUGCAACCAGGACGACACGCACUCCUGGGAAUGCAACCAGGACAACACGAAGACGCUUUGGGGAUGCAACCAGGACAACACUAAGACGCUCUGGGGAUGCAACCAGGACGACGAGAAGAGGCUCUGGGGAUGCAACCAGGACGACGAGAAGGGGCUCUGGGGAUGCAACCAGGAUGACACGCACUCCUGGGAAUGCAACCAGGACAACACGAAGAGGCUCUGGGGAUGCAACCAGGACGACGAGAAGAGGCUCUGGGGAUGCAAUCAGGACGACGAGAAGAGGCUCUGGGGAUGCAACCAGGACGACGAGAAGAGGCUCUGGGGAUGCAACCAGGACGACACGCACUCCUGGGAAUGCAACCAGGACAACACGAAGACGCUCUGGGGAUGCAACCAGGACAACACUAAGACGCUCUGGGGAUGCAACCAGGACAACACUAAGACGCUCUGGGGAUGCAACCAGGACAACGAGAAGAGGCUCUGGGGAUGCAACCAGGACGACGAGAAGAGGCUCUGGGGAUGCAACCAGGACGACACGCACUCCUGGGAAUGCAACCAGGACAACACGAAGAGGCUCUGGGGAUGCAACCAGGACGACGAGAAGAGGCUCUGGGGAUGCAACCAGGUCAACACGAAGAGGCUCUGGGAAUGCAACCAGGACGACGAGAAGAGGCUCUGGGGAUGCAACCAGGACGACGAGAAGAGGCUCUAGGGAUGCAACCGACACGACGAGAAGAGGCUCUGGGGAUGCAACCAGGACGACGAGAAGGGGCUCUGGGGAUGCAACCAGGACGACGCACACUCCUGGGAAUGCAACCAGGACAACACGAAGAGGCUCUGGGGAUGCAACCAGGACGACACGAAGGGGCUCUGGGGAUGCAACCAGGACGACACGCAGGGGCUCUGGGCAUGCAACCAGGACGACGAGAAGAGGCUCUGGGCAUGCAACCAGGACGACGAGAAGAGGCUCUGGGCAUGCAACCAGGACGACGAGAAGAGGCUCUGGGGAUGCAACCAGAUCGACACGAAGGGGCUCUGGGGAUGCAACCAGGACGACACGCAGGGGCUCUGGGCAUGCAACCAGGACGACGAGAAGAGGCUCUGGGCAUGCAACCAGGACGACGAGAAGAGGCUCUGGGCAUGCAACCAGGACGACGAGAAGAGGCUCUGGGCAUGCAACCAGGACGACGAGAAGAGGCUCUGGGCAUGCAACCAGGACGACGAGAAGAGGCUCUGGGGAUGCAACCAGGACGACGAGAAGGGGCUCUGGGAUUGCAACCAGGACGACACGAAGGGGCUCUGGGGAUACAACCAGGACGACACGCAGGGGCUCUGGGGAUGCAACCUGGACGACACGCACUCCUGGGAAUGCAACCAGGACAACACGAAGAGGCUCUGGGGAUGCAACCAGGACGACACGAAGGGGCUCUGGGGAUGCAACCAGGACGACACGCAGGGGCUCUGGGGAUGCAACCAGGACGACACACACUCCUGGGAAUGCAACCAGGACGACGAGAAGAGGCUCUGGGGAUGCAACCAGGACGACGAGAAGAGGCUCUGGGGAUGCAACCAGGACGACGAGAAGGGGCUCUGGGGAUGCAACCAGGACGACGAGAAGGGGCUCUGGGGAUGCAACCAGGACGACGAGAAGGGGCUCUGGGGAUGCAACCAGAUCGACACGAAGGGGCUCUGGGGAUGCAACCAGGACGACACGCAGGGGCUCUGGGCAUGCAACCAGGACGACGAGAAGAGGCUCUGGGCAUGCAACCAGGACGACGAGAAGAGGCUCUGGGCAUGCAACCAGGACGACGAGAAGAGGCUCUGGGCAUGCAACCAGGACGACGAGAAGAGGCUCUGGGGAUGCAACCAGGACGACGAGAAGAGGCUCUGGGAAUGCAACCAGGACGACACGAAGGGGCUCUGGGGAUGCAACCAGGACGACACGCAGGGGCUCUGGGGAUGCAACCAGGACGACACGCACUCCUGGGCAUGCAACCAGGACGACGAGAAGAGGCUCUGGGCAUACAACCAGGACGACGAGAAGAGGCUCCGGGGAUGCAACCAGGACGACGAGAAGAGGCUCUGGGGAUGCAACCAGGACGACGAGAAGAGGCUCUGGGAAUGCAACCAGAUCGACACGAAGGGGCUCUGGGGAUGCAACCAGGACGACGAGAAGAGGCUCUGGGGAUGCAACCAGAACAACACGAAGGGGCUCUGGGGAUGCAACCAGGACGACACGCAGGGGCUCUGGGGAUGCAACCAGGACGACACGCACUCCUGGGAAUGCAACCAGGACGACGAGAAGAGGCUCUGGGGAUGCAACCAGGACGACGAGAAGAGGCUCUGGGGAUGCAACCAGGACGACAAGAACCAUCACUAGGAAGCCAACUGAGAAGACUGAAACCAGUGCUUCGGAGGUAACAAAGGCCCCUACAUCUGUUGUCUGCAGAGCUUCUAGUAUGGUGUUGGAGCUGCCUAAGGAACUUCUAAAACGUGUCCUGUUUCUAGAUAAAUCCAACCAGUGGGUAGCUGUCAUUGAUGCUCCUGAGUACUGCAACUACACCUUGUUUCAGGGAAUCGGAAGGAACUUCUUCAUAACACCCUACACAGCCUGUGAUGUCAGGAUACUGAAUAAAAACUAUGUUUUGAAGCUAUGGUAUCUGACAACUGGUGGAGAAAAAGGGUAUGUGCUGAUGAAAUGUCCCACCAGUGCUGGAGAACCAACAGAGGCCCCUUCACCUACUUCCACCACUAGGAAGCCAACAGAACCAGUGCCUAUUGCAACUACUAUCUGCAGAGCCUCUACCAUGAUGGUGGUGCUCCCUCCGGGACCCCUGGAAGAAGUCUUACUAAUAGAUCAAUCCAAUAAGCUGGUUCCUGUCAAAGAUGCCCCCAAGUACUGCAACUAUAGUCUGGUAGAGGGUGAAGGAAGGAACAUCUUCAUAACCCCCUACACAACCUGUGAUGUUAAAAUAUUGAAUAAGAAUUAUGUCCUGACCCUACACUAUACCACCACUGAGGGGGUGUUUGGCUAUGUGUGCAUGAAAUGUCCAACCAGCUCAGCCCUACCAACAAUAUCGCCACUCCCUCCCUUUGGGGUGUCUGUCAUCUGCAGUGAUACUUGCAUGACAGUGGAGCUUCCUGGGGGACUUCUAGAAGAUAUCCAAUUAAUGGAUGAAUCCAAUAACUUGGUAGCUGUUGCCAGUGCUCCCAAGAUUUGUGGCUACAGUUUGGUGAGGGGAAAUGGCAAGAACAUCUUGACUGCCCCCUACAAUGCCUGUAAUGUCAAGAUACUGAACAACUUCUAUAUCCUGAGAGUCCUUUACACCACUCUUACUGGGCAGCAUGGAGAUAUACAUGCCAAGUGUCCUGUUCCUGGUCUAGUACCACGUGAGGGUUGCAAGAUACCAAGAAGUCAGCAGGUUGCUUGUGGUCCACCUAAUGCUGAUCCACAACUCUGUGUGGCCAAUGGAUGUUGUGUGGAUGCAACAACUUCCCAGUGUUACUAUCCUUUGGAUGCAUGCACAGCAGAUGGGCAUUUUGUAUUUGCAGUUUACCGCACCUCAACCAAGCCUGAAAUAGAUCCUGGUAGUCUAGUAAUUGCAGGAAACCAAUCCUGUGCCCCUGUAAUCUGUACUCCAGACUUUGCUAUCUUCAAAUUCCCAGUGACUGGCUGUGGGACACAUGUCUUUAUGGUGGCAGAGACUACAAUCUAUCUUGCUGAAGUUCAUGGCAUGGUUCGAGGGACCGGGCAGGUGUAUGGAGAAAUUACCAGAGACCGCUCUUACCGCCUCCAGGUGGAAUGUCGCUAUUCUAAAGGAAGUUUGGCCAGCACUGGUUACUUGGUGGUGAAUCCACCGCCUCCAUCAGCAGCCUUGGCUUUUGGCUCACUUGGGGUUAGGUUAAGGAUUGCCGCAGAUGCCAGCUACACAACUUUCCACCCACUGUCCCAUCUGCCCCUGAGCUUCUUGCUUGGAAGCAAGGUGUAUCUGGAAGUGCAGCUUAUGAACCCUCCUGACCCCAAUGUAGUUCUGCUGGUCCACUACUGCAUCGCCUAUCCCCAGUCCUCUCAAGCUGCCUGGGUGAUCCUCUAUGAAGGUUGUCCAAACAUCCUGGAUUACAGCAGUGCUGCUGGCCUCCAUGUCGAAUACGAUAACAUGCCUGUAUCCAAGCACACUCGACGCUUUGAAAUACAAAGCUUCCAGUUCCUGGACUACAAGACCAAGCAGCAUUUGGAUGAGGAUAUCUAUUUUAUGUGUUCAACUGAAGUGUGUUCCCCAAAACGCAGUGUUUGUAAUGAAGGAUGCUUUGAUGGGAGAGAUAUGCCUGUUCCAGUAGAUCUUGGUGUGGGAGGGCGCUGUGCAGGACAGCCUUGUCCUGGGAAUGUAGUCAAGCGAGCUGCUCAUGGUGAAGGAACCUUCAUUUUGGAUGAGAAUGUGCUCCAUGAACAAACGGAGAAGCACUGGACGCACUUCCAUGGUCUCCUGGGGCUGCUUGGUUUGCUGGUCUCGGUAUCUGUUGUAAUACUCUUCCUCAAGAAAUGGGUUGUCUGGAAAUUGUCAGAUCCUGGAGAAGCAGUCUAACUUGAAUAAACAUAACUUGUUUGAAA
Molecule: messenger RNA, 6875 nt
Organism: Acipenser ruthenus (sterlet)
Lineage: Eukaryota; Metazoa; Chordata; Actinopteri; Acipenseriformes; Acipenseridae
Product: filaggrin-like
Exons: 16
Coding region: 250-6849 (2199 amino acids)
Biological process (GO): binding of sperm to zona pellucida; prevention of polyspermy
Cellular component (GO): egg coat
Molecular function (GO): structural constituent of egg coat; acrosin binding
Source: RefSeq, a predicted model, not a curated record